CCUCUGUCCCCGGACACUUCUCUCUCUGUCUUUCUCUCUGUCUCUCUGUCUCUCUGUCUCUUAUCUGUCUCGCUCCUAUGGCGCUUCGAAGAGCUCUAGCGAAGCGACUCUUCGACUCUCCCAGACCAACCUCGGCGGCGGCGGCGGCGGCGGCGGCGGCUACGCCCUCACUCCAAGCCAUCCCUCCCCCUCCGACGGCCGCCACCGCCUCCUUCCACCGCGAGUACCUCACGUCGCCGGAGACCGCCAAGAAGGGCCUCUUCCGGCGCUUCCUCCAGCGGCGCGCGAUCAACCAGGCCGCCGGGCCGAGGCUGCCGGAGUUCCUCUCCCUCCCGGUCGGGGACAAGCUCCGCGAGAGGCUCCGGAGCCUCGACGGCCUCGGUGGCGGCGGGGAGCGCCUCCGCCUCGGCGGGCUCCCGCCGCCGGUUGAUGGGGGCCCGCUCGGCGGGGUGUCGGUGGGGGACGCGAGGAAGCUGCUGAGGCUGUCGCGGGCGGAGAUGAUCAAGGCGAAGCUGAGGGAGAUCGACGCGAGCUCGAUCUCGUACGAGGAGUUCCGGAGGAUCUGCGACCAGGCCUGCGGAGCUGGGCGCGAGGAAGAAGGUGCCGAGUUCGCGAAGGCGUUGGACGAGUCCGGAAACGUCAUCGUCCACGGCAAUGUCGUCAUCCUCAGGCCUGAGCAGGUGACCAAGUUAAUGGAGUCGCUGCUCUACCAGUCCGUGGCCAGGCCCAACGACCCGAGGAGGAGGGAGCUGGAGCAGAUGGAGAACCAAAAGGCCCUGAUCGACGAGAGGGCCCGGGCCCAGGUGAAGUGCGAGCUGUACGGCGGGCUGGGCUUCCUGGUGGCCCAGACGCUCGUGCUCAUGAGGCUCACGUUCUGGGAGCUGACCUGGGACGUGAUGGAGCCCAUCUGCUUCUUCCUCACCAACCUCCACGUCGCCCUCGCCUACGGCUUCUUCCUCCGCACCUCCACCGAGCCGUCCUUCGAAGGGUACUUCCAGCGCCGCUUCAAGACCAAGCAGCAGAAGCUCAUGAAGAUCCACAACUUUGAUGCCGACCGGUACCGCGAGCUCCGCCGGGCUUUUUACCCAGACGAGUCCCGUUCCUCGUGGGAAAGAGCAUGAGAGCCAGUUUUCUCGGCUCAAACGGAACUAACCAUUUGAGGCUAAGGUAAUAAGGUCGCCAUGAUUGUAAAAAGAAGAGAGAGUUGAGACAUGAAUACCUGUUUUUUUUUUUUUUUUUUUGGUCGUCGUGCAUAGGGAUCGGGCCAUUUUUCUUGGGGUUUACCUAAUUGAAGGUUUGAAGGGAACGUUACUGACGAUGACGACAAAUGUUACAUCAGUUGUCACAACUUUUCAAGUGCAGCUUGAGUAAUUCUUGUGGGAGAUUCGACUUCAAUUCAAUGCGGGUGAGAAACAAAUUGAUGGGGUCAUUUCAAUAGUAGAGAUGAAUCUGUACAUAAGAGACUGUCGGAACAGAUAUUGCAUGAGACGUUUUCGACCUA
Molecule: messenger RNA, 1501 nt
Organism: Eucalyptus grandis
Lineage: Eukaryota; Viridiplantae; Streptophyta; Magnoliopsida; Myrtales; Myrtaceae
Product: calcium uniporter protein 4, mitochondrial
Exons: 2
Coding region: 78-1121 (347 amino acids)
Biological process (GO): calcium import into the mitochondrion; mitochondrial calcium ion homeostasis
Cellular component (GO): mitochondrial inner membrane; uniplex complex
Molecular function (GO): uniporter activity; calcium channel activity
Source: RefSeq, a predicted model, not a curated record